Dunckerocampus dactyliophorus (ringed pipefish) is the source of this 4759-nucleotide messenger RNA. RefSeq names its product CD109 molecule (gene cd109). The record is from RefSeq and is a predicted model, not a curated record. NCBI's taxonomy places the organism in Eukaryota, Metazoa, Chordata, Actinopteri, Syngnathiformes, Syngnathidae. Gene Ontology annotation, molecular function: endopeptidase inhibitor activity. The transcript is spliced from 33 exons. The coding region runs from base 116 to 4570 and encodes 1484 amino acids. Gene Ontology annotation, cellular component: extracellular region.
CAAAUUUUCAUUCAGGAUACAUGAACACCACAUGACCUUUCUCUAUUAUUACGGUUCUUAUAGAAAGUAGACCAAGCUAUUAUUGUGCCGAAGGUCCCCACCUAGUGAUCAGUUGAUGUGCAGGGCGUUGACGUGUAAACCGAUCCAGGUUCUCAGCUCCUUAGGGGUUGCUGAAAGAGAAAAGGUGGCCUCUUUGCACAUAAAGACAACACAUCCAGAGCGGGGCUCCUCACAUCUUUCAGGUGACGCUGACCUGAUGGAGCAUCUCCAGGUGUUCAUGGCGCUGCUCGCCCUCGCCACUGCCCAGAACGUCACACACAGCUCUCAUCAUCAUCCAUGUUACCUGCUGCUGGCUCCUGCCGUCCUUCAGGAAGCUCGUCCAACAUCCUUGUCCAUCACCAUCCUCAUUUCUACUCCCGUCUUCGUGUCCGCUCGCAUCCUUCAUGACGACCUUGUAGUGGCCUCAGAGUCCGUCACAGUGGGAGGAGAUUCCACGCAGCUCCUGACUCUUCCACCUGUCAACAUCAGCAAGUCCAGCUACCAGUACCCCUACCUCCUGGAGGUCACAGGUUACGUGGACAGCAUGCAGGUUUUGUCCAACAGCACACAUCUGUACUUUCAGCAAAAAGACCUCUGCACCACCUUCAUCAAGACAGACAAAGUCAACUAUUAUCCGGGUCAGACGGUCCACAUCAGGACUGUGUCCGUACAAGCCGAUGGAAAAGCCUGCAGCUCCUUGGUGGACAUCAUGGUCAAAGACCCGCGGGGGAACCUGCUCAGACAGUGGCGGUCUUUAGAGGCGGUCCUGGGGGUGGUUUCCAGAGAGUUCCGUCUGUCUGAGAAGCCGCCGCUGGGCCAGUGGACCAUCUGUGCGCUGGUGGACGGGGCCACCGUCUACAAACACGUGCACAUACUUUAUCACGAGACACCGAAGUUCCUGGUGCUGGUGGAUGUUCCCUAUGCGAUACAUCAUGAAGACAUGCUGCACGGCGUCGUCACAGCAAAGUACAUGUCUGGUCAGCCUGUGAGAGGAUACGCCAACAUUACCAUGCUGCAUCUCUACCACGGAUAUCAAGAUGCUUAUGAUCAACACACACAGAUCGAUGGCAGCGCCGACUUCAAGUUUGUGCUUCCUAACUUCCAUCCCAGGAGCAGCAGAUCUGCUGAGAGGACAUACAGUGAAAGCUACAUGGAGAAAGAAUCCCUAAAGAUCACAGUCAAUGUGACGGAUCAUGUGACAGGUGUGACUCAUCAGGCCAGCGCCAAGGUGUGUGUGUCCAUGCAGAGGUACAAGCUGUCCUUCAGCGGUUAUCCAAAAGUACUAAAGCCCUCCAUGAGCUUUACAGCCAAAGUGCAAAUAUACAAGUACAACUAUGAGCCCUUGUCCAUGGAGGACCUCCAAAAGACACUCAAGGUGUCCGUGAUGCAGCAACGGGCUUGGAACAUGGACGCAGUCGACCAGUUGGUCCCCAGAAGACAUUCACAUGACUAUCCGGAGCAGACGUCCUCCCAGGACAUGGAAUUUCCCAUCCACGAGGACGGUGUGGUGGUCCUCAACUUCCUGCUCAUGAACGACACGCAAAGUCUGACCAUCGAUGCUUCUCUGGAGGACAGCCACAAGACGCUCCAGCUGGACACCUACUACCAGUCUCCCAGUCAGUCUUACAUCCAGAUCCAAAAAUACUCAGACAGCGCUGAGGUAGGAUCCCCCUUCAUGCUGCAUGUGGACAGCAGCUUCCCACUGACUGGGAUUCACUAUGUGGUGAAGUCCAGAGGUCAGAUUGUUUCUGCUGGGAAGAGUUCUGCUCAUAUAACACUGGUUCCGGAACCCGCCUGGGCUCCGAUGGUUUCCGUCAUUGUCUUCCUGGUGAGACCAGAUGGCGAGGUCGUCAACGACAUGGUCCGGCUGUACAUAAGUCCAUAUCUGCCCAACAAGGUGUCUCUGAGCUGGAGCGAGCCAAAGACCAGACCGGGCAAUGAGGUCACGCUCAGGGUGUCCGUAGAAGAACCCGGAUCUUUGGUUGGGAUCUUGGUGCAGGACAAGGCAGCGCAUUGGGCGGGACCACACUAUGACAUGACAAAGAACAUGGACAAGGACUACUAUGACGCCUCCAUGGAGACCUAUUAUCCUGACGCCCUGAGGAUGGGAGAUCCGCUCUCUGUCUUCAUGUUGUGUCACCUGCUGGUUUUGACCGACGCUACGCUCCACGCGUACCAUCCUGGGCUGAAGGACCAAGCAGGCGAGGAAGACUACUACCUGUUCCACAUGGACUCUGAGUACCACAGUGGACAAGAGUGGGAGUCUCCGGAGAGCUGGAUUUCUCCAGAGACAUGGAUCUGGAUGGAAACAUCUACAGGUGACUCCCGUUCAGCAGACAUCACAGUGACGGUACCAGACAGCAUCACCACAUGGAGCGCCAUGGCCUUCGUCAUGUCACAGAACCUCGGCCUCGGCAUCACAGAGAGACCCGCACAGCUGACCGUCUACAAGGAGUUCUGCCUGUCCUUGAACCUGCCACCCUUCAUCAUCAGAGGGGAGGAGCUUCUGCUGGAGGUCGUCCUCUACAACAACCUGCAUCAGGACCUGCAGCUGAUCGUCGUCGUCGCUCAGAGUGAAACCUUUGAGUUCAUCUUCCCGGACAACGAGAUGCUUGCCAUGCCAGGCGUGAGGCGGGUGCCCUUGGCCGGGAAGAGCGCCGCCUCCGUCCUCGUUCCCAUCAGGCCGCUGGUCCUGGGCGAGAUCCCCAUCUUGGUGAAGGCCAGCUCAUCUGUGGCUUCGGACGUCUUCCAUGGGAAAGUCCUAGUGAAGCCUGAAGGCAUGGAGCAAACCUUCUCCACUUCGCUGCUGUUGGACGUUCCACCAAGACGGUCAGAAAUGGUGACUUUCACAUUCCCUGAUCAUGUGGUGGCAGGAAGCAGCAGAGCCUGCCUGACACUGGUUGGCGACAUCUUGGGUCCGUCCAUCAGCGGCCUGGACUCUCUCAUCCAGAUGCCGUACGGAUGCGGAGAACAGAACAUGAUCAACUUUGCUCCAAACAUCUACGUCCUCCAGUACCUGAACGCCAGUGGACAGGCAGAGCAGGACAUCACGGACAUGGCUGUGGCGUACAUGAUGACAGGUUACGAGCGAGAGCUGUCCUACCAGCGGGCAGAUGGUUCCUUCAGCGCUUUCGGAGAGCAGGACUCUUCUGGAAGCACGUGGCUGUCCGCCUUCGUGCUGAGAUGUUUCCUUCAGGCGCGACCGUUCAUCAGCAUAGAAGACAAUGUGCUGCACGCCGCUGCCGCAUGGCUGGGAAACCAGCAGGGGGCGGACGGUGCCUAUGAGGAGCCCGGACGUGUCAUCCACACAGAGCUUCAAGGAGGUCUGGACGGACCUGUCUCCCUGACGGCCUACGUCCUUAUCGCCCUGCUGGAGGACCCCCACAUCACAGCUCAGUACGCCCCCCAGGUGUCAGCAGCACUGAUGUUCUUAGAGACACGUCUGGUUCUGGGCGUGUCCAGUAACUACAGCCUCAGCCUGCUCGCCUACGCGUUGGCGCUAGACGGCAGCACCAACGCCCAUGUGGCACUGGAUGAGCUCAUGGGACGAGCUGACAUGACGGAUGGCGUGCCGAGGUGGACGUCACCUGGCAGCGGCCUGGCAGAGUCAUGGCAGCCUCGCACGGCCGACAUCGAGAUGGCGUCCUAUGUGCUGCUGGGCCUGCACAAGACGGGCCGCCUGGCUGAGGGCGUCGGCUUGGUGAAGUGGCUCGGGCGUCAGCGCAACCCCGGCGGAGGAUUUGGGAGCACUCAGGACACCGUGGUGGCGCUGCAGGCUUUGUCCACGUUCGCCGUCCUUCUCGACCGUGACGUCAACCUCACAGUCAGCGUCAACGGCGGCGUCUUCCACAUCCACCAGAACAACCGCAUGCUCCAGCAGAAGCAGCAGGUGGACAUACAGGACACGCUCAACCUGGCACUGUCGGCGGAGGGUCACGGCCUCGCUUUCUUUCAGCUCAACGUAUUCUACAACGUGAGGACAGAGGAGGUGAUGAGACAACCAAGAGACGCCGGCGAGCAUGAAGCGUUUGACGUGCACGUGCGACUCUACGACAAGCCCAUUGACUCACGUGCGCAUCUGGACGUGUGCUGCAGCCUUUGGAGUGGGCGGGGCCUGAACGCCACGGGUAUGUCCAUCAUGGAGGUCGGUCUCUUGAGUGGCUUCAGCAUCCCACCGGACGCCGUCCACCUGGACCACGUCAUUAAGAGGGUGGAGACGCAGGCGGGGAAGGUCAUCCUCUACCUGGACUCGGUGACAACAGAGAACGUGUGCGUGCUGAUCCCGUUGUUGGUGGACGUGAAGGUGGCGCAGGUCCGGGAAGCGUUGGUGCUGGUCUAUGAUUACUACGAGCCGCGCCGCAGGUCGGCGAGGACGUACGAGUCAAGAUGGCGGCAGGACGUGACCUCAUGCUCCUUCUGCGGUGACGACUGUCGCCUGUGCGCCAACGACCAGUAUGAGGUCAGCGCCGCCGAACGCUUUAGAGUCCGCCCCCUGCACGCUCUCCUCCUUCUCGUCAUCACACUGCUGUGACGUCACCUCAUCUUGAUCAUCAUAAAUUAGUGUUCCUUUGAUCAAUCAAUCAAGGAGAUUUGUGUUUUGAGCUUUGGAAGUACUUUCCUCCGCCAGCAGGUGUCAGCCUUGGCCAACCUUUCAAUGACGUCACUAACGUUGAUAACGUCUUCUUCGUGGCUAUGUACAUGACUACAAAGUCUAAAUGUU